GAUUUCGUGCUAUAAACGGUCCUCCCAAGCGUCACAGUUUGUCGUGUGCCAAUUUGUUCAAUUGUUCAAUUUUCAAUUCAACGAAAUCCUUUCGUCCUUUUUCUCGCGUCGUGUGUUUAUCACUGUGCUCAAUUUUUGCAAACAUGAAGUACUUUGUUGCCAUCGCUCUGCUGUUCGCUGCCGCCCAGGCUGUGCCCAUUGAGCUGGGUCACUAUGCCCCAUCGCUGGUGCAGGUGCAUCAUGCACCAGUGCUCGCCCAUGCUGUGCAUGCGGAGCCUGUGGCCUAUCCCAAAUACUCCUUCAACUAUGGCAUCAAGGAUCCCCACACCGGUGACAUCAAGUCUCAGGCUGAGGAGCGUGAUGGUGAUGUUGUGAAGGGCCAAUACUCGCUGGUCGAGCCCGAUGGCUCUGUGCGCACCGUUGACUACACCGCCGAUGACCACAAUGGCUUCAAUGCCGUCGUCCACAAGACCGCGCCCAAGAUCAUCGCCCAUGCACCAGUUGUGCACGCCCCCGUCCUCGCUCACGCCCCUCUGCUGCAUCAUUAUUAAAUCGCGUUGAGAUUGCCCCCGAGUCAUAAAGGUGCUCUCUCACAACAAGCAAACAACCGGAAGAAGAACAAUCAUGAAUUUCAAACAAAUGCAAUAUAGGAAUAACAGGCAGAUAAGACAUUGAUCCAUUGAAAAGAAAUCGUUAAACAAAAUGCAUGUACAUUUUUUGUAAGUAAGUAAAUUUAGCUAAGAAAGUUUUAGUAGAACACGGGCACCAUUAGUGGGUGCCCGGCACCCGGCUGAUCUGGCAUGGCAUGGACGAAGGAAAUACGAACAAAACAACAAAAACAAAAAACGAAAAAAACGCUAAACACAAAAGUAACAUAUCAAUGGCAUGGCAUAAGCAAUGACUUGAUCUUGAUCAUAGUUGAUGUGGAUAAUGAUGAUGAAGAAGGUGAACGAUAAUCAAUGAUAAAGCGUAAGCUGAACUAAGGAAGAAUCAAGUAAUUAUCCGCGCGCAAAAC
Drosophila albomicans is the source of this 1015-nucleotide messenger RNA. RefSeq names its product cuticle protein 8. Bases 144 to 551 code for a protein of 135 amino acids. The transcript is spliced from 3 exons. NCBI's taxonomy places the organism in Eukaryota, Metazoa, Arthropoda, Insecta, Diptera, Drosophilidae. Gene Ontology annotation, cellular component: extracellular matrix. The record is from RefSeq and is a predicted model, not a curated record.